This is a messenger RNA of Caenorhabditis bovis, 732 nucleotides long. The record is from the annotation of a GenBank genome assembly. Lineage: Eukaryota; Metazoa; Nematoda; Chromadorea; Rhabditida; Rhabditidae.
AUGGAAGUUAUUGUUGGAAGCGAUGUGAAGUUUUCGAGUCUAUUCGCUUGGAUUUUGGAGCAUCAAGGCCUUGAUUGCGGUGAAUUCCAAAUUUGGCACGGUGACGGCAAUUCAAGAAACAACCAGCUGCAGAGCGCUCAAGGAGAACGUGCGAGAGAAAUUCCGACAUUGGAAAUCGCUCAUGACGACGGAUUCGCAAAUAGCGCUGCAACCAGCGCUGUUCAGAAUCUUCCGACCAAUGGUCGUAGCACCCCGCGUCCAUCACCAGAAAACCCGGGACCAGUCGACAGCUACGUUGGUGUGGGAAACGUGGAACCCGCUAGACUUCCCAACCACAAUCAAAUCGGACGUAUUCCAUCGAUCAUUGACUGGUCUCCAAAUCAAGGUUCCGUCGGGCAACUGGAGCAAUCGGCACAAAAUCAUAAUAAUAUCGAACAGUUCAUCAGACAUGCGCACCUUACCAUCCCAAACGAGGUUGUUCAUUGGCAGCAACCAUGGGACGACAGGGCAGGAAUGUUAGAUCAUGAACGAAGAAUCGAGCUUGAAGUUGAGCGCAGACUCGGUAACGGUUACCGUAACGGAAUCCAUGUUGCGCCUCUCAUGGGACACCGUCGUAAUGAGCACGGCGAGUUCGACGAGACAGAAUUGGAAGAAGCUUUCGACUCGUCCGAUGAGGAGGAAGCUACUCCAAUCGUAACCCCCCAUAAUGAGUUGAAUCCCGAUUAUAUGUAA